GGCCUCUGUUCCGCGAAGCCCUCUGCGCAUCGUAUUCCCCCCUUCUUUGUUGCAUCCACGAGCUUCACGCCGGCGCCGGACUGUGUGCGCAGUAUAGGCAUCUGUAAGAGAAGAGGAGAUGAGUAGGCACCGCAGCAAGCCUAAUAUACUCGUUACAGGUACUCCUGGCACUGGCAAAACCACAACUUGUUCUUUGCUCUCUGAAGCAACCAACUUUCGCCAUAUUAAUGUUGGUGAAGUGGCAAAGGAAAAGAACUUGUAUGAUGGAUGGGAUGAGAAGCUUGAAUGUCAUGUCAUUGAUGAAGAUGCGUUGUGUGACGAGAUUGAAAACCUGAUGGAAGAAGGUGGAAACAUUGUUGACUACCAUGGCUGUGAUUUCUUCCCUGAGCGCUGGUUCGACUGCGUGGUGGUUCUGCAAACAGAUAAUACUGCACUUUAUGAUCGUCUUGAGAAAAGAGGUUAUACUGGAGCAAAGCUUGCAAACAACAUAGAAUGUGAAAUAUUUCAAGUGCUUUUGGAGGAGGCUCAUGAGAACUAUUCAGAAGAUAUUAUAAUGGCCCUAAGGAGUGAUUGCGUAGAUGAUGUUACUAAUAAUGUGAACACCCUAGUGGAAUGGAUCAGGAAUUGGACGCAGAAGUCAAUGCAGUAACAUAGUUUGUAGUGCAAAAUGUUCUCGGGUAUGUUGGGAUGUCUGGCUGACAAAAUGCCUAGUUUGUUUUUUAAUCCUUUAAAGUUGAUAUCAGGUUUCCAAAUUUAUGCUCAUGUUGUUAAUGAGUUUUGUAAGGCAGUUUUACUCGAGCUAUGUAUUUUGUGGAAGUUCAAUAUGCACAUGCCAAACAUCUAUUAUUGUUA
Nymphaea colorata (pocket water lily) is the source of this 852-nucleotide messenger RNA. RefSeq names its product adenylate kinase isoenzyme 6 homolog. NCBI's taxonomy places the organism in Eukaryota, Viridiplantae, Streptophyta, Magnoliopsida, Nymphaeales, Nymphaeaceae. Gene Ontology annotation, cellular component: cytoplasm; nucleus. Gene Ontology annotation, molecular function: AMP kinase activity; ATP binding; ATP hydrolysis activity. The transcript is spliced from 4 exons. The coding region runs from base 119 to 649 and encodes 176 amino acids. The record is from RefSeq and is a predicted model, not a curated record.